UCUCUGGUCCCUCACAUGCAUCCUAUGUUAGGGGUGUGCAAACUAAGGCCCGCCGGUCCGGAUUACAGGGACACGCCUUUGUGAACAUUCUGUGUGUGAGUCAGAGGUGACGCCGUAUUCGGCGCGUCCAAAUUUAGACGCCUGGCGCACAUGCAGGCUGCAGCGGGCGUCUGGAACAAUCUACGACGCUCCAGCCGGACGCGUAUAUAAGGAGGGACGACGGCGACGCCAGGCGAAGUGCGACGCAGUUUUUAGACGCGGAGCGACACAGCAGACGCUGCACGGUGAGUGGCCUUCGCACCAGAUGCUAGUUACUGCUGUUCUCGUGUCUUCUGAUCUGCGUUUUAACGCCGUGUGGACUUGACAGAUGUCACUGGUUCCACUCCUGUUUCAUGACUGGUGGGAUGAUUUGGAUCGACCCUCCCGCCUGCUGGAUCAGCAUUUUGGGUUAGGGUUGAGGCACCACGAGUUGUUGCAUCCGCGUUCUCUGCUCCGCACCGGGUACAUCCGCCCCUGGAGAAAUAUCACCCGGCAAGACAGCGGUUCCUCCAACAUCACAGCCGACAAGGAGAAAUUCCAGGUGAUCUUGGACGUACAGCAGUUUGCACCGAGUGAGAUUACGGUGAAGACGCUUGACAGCACUGUCAUUGUUGAGGGCAGACACGAGGAGAAGCAGGAUGAACAUGGCUUUGUGUCGCGCCACUUUGUGCGUCGCUACGUCUUGCCAGCGGAUAUUGAGAUCAGCAACAUUGUGUCCAGCCUGUCAUCAGAUGGUGUCCUCACUGUCACCGCCCCCAAGAAGUCACUCCCACCGCCAUCUGGAGAACGUGUUGUUACCAUCGUUCAGACAGGCGUGCCAGCCCUGAAGGCAGCUGAACAGCCGAUUGUGGAGGCACCCAAAGAAGUGAAAUCAGAAUCAUGAAUACAUUUAUGUUGAUUAUGUGUAAUAAAAUUGUAUCUUGUGAAUCACACAAAACAUCAUA
Zootermopsis nevadensis is the source of this 983-nucleotide messenger RNA. Its product is annotated as protein lethal(2)essential for life. Gene Ontology annotation, biological process: response to heat; protein refolding. NCBI's taxonomy places the organism in Eukaryota, Metazoa, Arthropoda, Insecta, Blattodea, Termopsidae. The record is from RefSeq and is a predicted model, not a curated record. Gene Ontology annotation, cellular component: nucleus; cytoplasm.